Molecule: messenger RNA, 1494 nt
Organism: Dioszegia hungarica
Lineage: Eukaryota; Fungi; Basidiomycota; Tremellomycetes; Tremellales; Bulleribasidiaceae
Exons: 6
Coding region: 1-1494 (497 amino acids)
Biological process (GO): carbohydrate metabolic process
Cellular component (GO): membrane
Molecular function (GO): chitin deacetylase activity
Source: RefSeq, a predicted model, not a curated record
AUGCCUUCCUCAAGCACCGCCCUCGUCCUCGCUCUCCUCCCCUUUGUGCUCGCGCAGUCAUCAUCGGCGCCCGCGGGAUCCGUGACUGCGUCCGUCACCCAGGCGAUCCCAGCGUCGACCGUGUCACUGUCUAUCGACCCAAACAUCCCCCAAACUCCGUUAACGACCGUGCCCAGCUUCACUAUUCCUAACCUUUCCGCUCUCACCUCUGGCGCUCCAACAGACGCCACCGUCGCGCUCGACACAACGUACACUGGCGGCUCGUCGCCCACCCGGAUCUCUGGCGCACCAGCCCUCCCAGCUGUCACCGCCAUCUCUCCCGCCAACUACCCAUCUCUGGAUGUUCUCCCACCAACAGACUCCGCCCAGGUCAAGGAAUGGUUGUCCAAGAUCGAUUUCAGCAAGGUCCCAAACUACAGCCAGACUGACGGAACCUGCGGCGGUACCCCAGGAGCUAUCACCGAUGGCCGGUGUUGGUGGACAUGCGGUGGAUGCACCCGAUCAACCGAUAUCACUGCUUGCCCCGACAAGAACACCUGGGGACUGUCAUACGACGACGGACCCUCCCCCUACACCCCUCUCCUCCUCGACUACCUUGAUGCCCAGUCCCUCACCACCACCUUCUUCCUCGUCGGCUCGCGCGUCAUCUCGCGCCCGCAGAUGGUCCAGUCCGAAUACAUGGCUGGCCACCAGCUGUCGGUCCACACCUGGUCGCACCCCUACCUUACCAAAUUGACCAAUGAGCAAAUCGUCGCCGAGCUCGGAUGGACCAAGAAGGUCAUCAAGGACGUUACGGGUGUGACGCCCAACACCUUCCGCCCGCCUUAUGGAGACAUUGAUGACCGUGUUCGGGCUAUUGCUGCCCAGAUGGGAUUGACCCCGAUCAUUUGGACGUCUAUCGUCGCGAACGGUACCCGGACCAACUUUGACACCACCGACUGGAACAUCCCAGGUGGAACUGCCAACGGUCAAUCCUCCCUGUCCCGCUUCAACCAGAUCCUCAACACCUACGUCCCCCAGCUCGAUUCUGGGUUCAUCGUCCUCGAGCACGACCUGUACCAGCAGUCUGUUGACCUUGCUGUCGGUUACAUUCUUCCCCAGGCCCUCAAGGACGCCAAGUACAAGUUGAAGAGCAUCAUCAGCUGCAUGAACCAGCCUCUGUCCGAAGCCUACAUUGAGACCUCCUCCAACAACACCGCCACCCGCAUCAUGUCCGGCUCAGGCGGAAGCACCUUCUUCCAGCCCGCUGUCGGUACCCAGACCUUCUCGUCCGCUUCGGCCUCUUCAGCUGGCUCAGGCGCAGCAAGCAGCGGAAGUGCCGGGUCUAGCGCCGCAGGGGGCAGCUCGAGCGGAUCAGCCAAUGCUGGGAACGCGGCUGCUGCUUCUUCAUCGCGCGCAGCGGGCGAAAGGGUGGCUGGGAUGGGGUUCAAGGGCGUAUGGGGCGCGAUGGCGGCUGUGUUGGCGAUCGGAGCGGGAAUGACCCUUCUGGCUUAA